GUUGCGAGUGGGAGGCGGCGGCUGGUCCUCAGCGGUGUUUGGGAAGAUGGCGCCUCAGGUGACGGACCGGGGGCUGAAGAGCAUCGUGUGGCAGAAGAUAAAAGCAACAGUGUUUGAUGACUGCAAGAAAGAAGGCGAAUGGAAGAUAAUGCUUCUAGAUGAAUUUACCACUAAGCUUUUGGCAUCGUGUUGCAAAAUGACAGAUCUUCUAGCAGAGGGUAUAACUGUUGUGGAGAAUAUUUAUAAGAAUCGAGAACCUGUCAGACAAAUGAAAGCUCUUUAUUUUAUCUCUCCAACAUCAAAGUCUGUAGACUGUUUUUUACGUGAUUUCGGAAGUAAAUCGGAGAACAAAUACAAAGCAGCGUAUAUCUACUUCACUGACUUUUGCCCUGAUAGUCUCUUUAACAAAAUUAAGGCUUCUUGCUCCAAGACAAUAAGAAGAUGUAAAGAAAUAAAUAUUUCCUUCAUUCCACUUGAAUCUCAGGUAUAUACUCUUGAUGUACCAGAUGCAUUCUAUUACUGUUACAGUCCAGACCCUAGUAAUGCAAAUGGAAAAGAUAUCGUCAUGGAAGCGAUGGCUGAGCAGAUAGUUACAGUAUGUGCUACCCUGGAUGAAAAUCCUGGAGUAAGAUAUAAAAGUAAACCUCUGGAUAAUGCCAGUAAGCUUGCUCAGCUUGUUGAAAAAAAACUUGAAAACUACUACAAGAUUGAUGAAAAGAGCCUAAUAAAGGGUAAAACUCAUUCCCAGCUCAUAAUAAUUGAUCGUGGCUUUGACCCUGUGUCCACUGUCCUGCAUGAACUGACCUUUCAGGCAAUGGCAUAUGAUCUACUGCCGAUUGAGAAUGAUACAUACAAAUAUAAAACCGAUGGGAAAGAAAAGGAGGCAAUCCUUGAAGAAGAUGAUGACCUCUGGGUCAGAAUUCGACAUCGGCAUAUUGCAGUUGUAUUAGAGGAAAUUCCCAAGCUUAUGAAAGAAAUUUCAUCAACAAAGAAAGCAACAGAAGGAAAGACAUCACUUAGUGCUCUUGCCCAACUGAUGAAAAAGAUGCCCCAUUUCCGUAAACAGAUCACUAAGCAAGUUGUUCAUCUUAACUUAGCAGAAGAUUGCAUGAAUAAGUUCAAGCCUAAUAUAGAAAAGCUCUGCAAAACUGAACAGGACCUGGCACUUGGAACUGACGCAGAAGGACAGAAAGUCAAAGAUGCUAUGCGAGUACUCCUUCCAGUUCUACUCAACAAAAAUCAUGAUAAUUAUGAUAAAAUAAGAGCAAUCCUACUUUAUAUAUUCAGUAUUAAUGGAACUACGGAAGAAAACUUGGACAGGUUGAUCCAGAAUGUAAAGAUAGAAAAUGAGAGUGACAUGAUUCGUAACUGGAGUUACCUUGGUGUUCCCAUUGUCCCUCCCUCUCAACAAGGCAAACCAUUAAGAAAGGAUCGGUCUGCAGAAGAAACGUUUCAGCUCUCUCGAUGGACACCUUUUAUCAAAGAUAUUUUGGAGGAUGCCAUUGAUAAUAGAUUAGAUUUAAAAGAGUGGCCAUAUUGUUCCCAGUGUCCAGCAGUAUGGAAUGGCUCAGGAGCUGUAAGUGCUCGGCAGAAACCCAGAGCUAAUUAUUUAGAGGAUCGAAAAAAUGGGUCUAAGCUGAUUGUUUUUGUAAUCGGAGGAAUUACAUACUCUGAAAUGCGUUGUGCUUAUGAAGUAUCUCAGGCACAUAAAUCCUGUGAAGUUAUUAUUGGUUCCACACAUAUUUUAACACCCAAAAAGCUGUUGGAUGAUAUAAAGAUGCUGAAUAAACCCAAGGAUAAAGUCUCCUUUAUUAAAGAUGAAUAGUAUUUUAGCGGAGGAGGGAUUUGGAGAUUCUUAUUAAUUUGAUCAACUAAAGUAGAUCAAGACGUUGUGGCUGUCAUGUAAUUUAAAAAAUGUAAAUAUUUUAAGGAAUAAUGACUUUUC
Messenger RNA from Lipotes vexillifer (Yangtze River dolphin), 1945 nucleotides. It is a transcript of the gene STXBP3, whose product is annotated as syntaxin binding protein 3. Bases 47 to 1825 code for a protein of 592 amino acids. Lineage: Eukaryota; Metazoa; Chordata; Mammalia; Artiodactyla; Lipotidae. The transcript is spliced from 19 exons. The record is from RefSeq and is a predicted model, not a curated record. Gene Ontology annotation, biological process: vesicle-mediated transport.